Brugia malayi is the source of this 4896-nucleotide messenger RNA. It is a transcript of the gene Bma-lam-2, whose product is annotated as Laminin-like protein C54D1.5 precursor, putative. The record is from RefSeq and is a predicted model, not a curated record. Bases 1 to 4896 code for a protein of 1631 amino acids. Gene Ontology annotation, biological process: substrate adhesion-dependent cell spreading; cell migration; basement membrane assembly. Gene Ontology annotation, cellular component: laminin trimer. NCBI's taxonomy places the organism in Eukaryota, Metazoa, Nematoda, Chromadorea, Rhabditida, Onchocercidae. The transcript has 32 exons.
AUGAUUAGAAUACUGCAUCGCCAGCCAUGUAGGACAAAUUUAAGAGUACUACAAUUAAUAUACAUUCUAAUUUGGAUAAUUGAAAUAGUACUGUCACAACCAGCGGAGCAGAAUCCAUCAAUUGAUCCGAAUCAUCAUAUUCCAGGAAGUAGUCCAUGUUACGAUGACAUGAAUAUUCCACAGCGAUGUGUACCAGAUUUCAUCAACGCUGCAUUCAAUCUUCAGGUUGAAGUAACUAAUACGUGUGGUGUUAAUGGACCUGUAAGUUAUUGUGUACAAACAGGUCACAGUGGCGUACGUAAAGUUUGUGAUAUCUGUGAUAGCAGGGUUGAGACAUAUGCUCAUCCUCCCGCUUAUUUGACUGAUUUUAACAAUGCUAAUAAUGAAACCUGGUGGCAAUCGGAAACGAUGAACGAAGGUAUGCAAUAUCCAAAUAGCAUCAAUUUAACAUUACGCCUUGGAAAAACAUUCGAUAUCACUUAUGUCAGAUUGAAAUUUGUCAGUCCAAGACCAGAAAGUUUUGCAAUUUUUAAGAAAACUCACCCUGAUGAUGACUGGAUUCCAUGGCAGUAUUACAGUGGAUCAUGUCGUUCAACAUAUGGAAUACUCGAGAAAGCACCGAUUUUACCGAGUAAUGAAGCUGUAGCACAGUGUACACGGGAAUUCUCUGAUAUUUCUCCAUUAACUGGCGGUAAUAUCGCAUUUUCAACACUGGAAGGUAGACCUAGCAGUCAAAAUUUCGAGGAGAGUGAAACACUGCAGGAAUGGGUGACAGCAUCUGAAAUACGGAUCAUGUUGACACGGAUGAAUACAUUUGGCGAUGAAGUGUUCCGGGAUGCAAAAGUCUUACGAUCAUAUUACUAUGCUAUAUCUGAUUUCGCUGUUGGUGGAAGGUGUAAAUGUAACGGACACGCGAGUGAAUGCGUGAAGUCAACAGGUGAUGGUGAAGAUCGUUUGGUAUGUCGGUGUGAGCACAAUACUAUGGGCGCUGAUUGUGACCAAUGCUUACCUUUUUACAACGAUCGACCUUGGCAGGUUGGAACUGCAAAAGAGGCAAAUGAAUGCAUUACUUGCAACUGCAGUCAUUUAUCAAAUCGUUGCUAUUUUGAUCAAGCAUUAUUCGAACGUACUGGUAGUGGUGGACAUUGUAUUGAUUGUGCUGGCAAUACGCAGGGAGCGCACUGCGAAGAAUGCGCACCUUUUAAUUGGCGUCGUCCUGGUGAACAUUACUGUAUUCCAUGCCAAUGUAACGAAAUUGGAUCACUGAGCAUGCAAUGCGAUGACCAUGGUCAGUGUCCAUGCAAACCUGGAGUGGAUGGUCAUUUCUGUGACCGUUGCAUGAGUGGAUAUUAUGGAUUCUCGAUUAGUGGAUGCAAGAAUUGUUUAUGCGAUAAGACAGGGUCAUUGAAUAAUGAACCAGUAUGUGAUUCGGAAACAGGUAGUUGUAGCUGCAAAUUAAAUGUAGAAGGACAGCAGUGUAAUAAAUGCAAGCCUGGAUAUUUUGAUUUGUCGUUGGACAAUCAGUUCGGUUGUACGCCAUGUUUCUGCUAUGGUCACUCGUCUAUCUGCACCAGCGCAGAUGGCUAUUAUGGAAUGAAUGUGAGCAGUAACUUUGAUAGUGGGAAAGAAUUUUGGAGUGCUGCGUCAUUACGUGGACCAGAAGAUAUUCAGUGGGCUGAAAUGGAUAAAGCUAUCGCUGUUUCCGAUAUUGAUGGAUCACCAGUUUAUUUCGUAGCACCGAUACAAUUUACCGGAGAUCAGCGAGCAUCAUAUAAUCAAGACUUAUGGUUUACGGACAUAUUAAUUGUUGGUCAAGAAGGCCAGGAGUUAACCAUACCAAUUUUUGCUCAAGAAAAUCCAAUUCCAUCUGUAAAUGAGCAAACAUAUCGUUUCCGGAUUCAUGCAAAUCCGGUAUUUCAGUGGAGUCCACGAUUGAAUGAGUUGGAUUUUAUUGGGAUUCUUUCCAACGUUAGCGCUCUCAAAAUUCGUGGAACUUAUUCAAUUGAAGAUGUUGGUUUUCUGAGUAAUGUUCACUUGGGGUCAGCUGGUUUGGCUACUUCUGCUGAUGAACCACGUGAAGCGCAUUGGAUCGAAUCGUGUAACUGCUUAGAAGGUUUCAUUGGACAGUUCUGUGAAUCAUGCGCUCCCGGAUAUCGUCGCGAAAUAAAAUAUGGUGGUCUAUUCGACCGAUGUGUUAAAUGCGAAUGUCAUGGACAUUCUACUUCAUGUGCGCCAGAAUCAGGUGAGUGUAUCUGUGAACAUAAUACCACAGGUGAUACAUGCGAACGUUGCAGUCGUGGUUAUUACGGAAAUGCACUGCAAGGUACGCCGGAUGAUUGUACUAAAUGUCCUUGUCCAGAAGAUGGUCCCUGUGUCUUGCAUACUGAUGGCGAUAUUAUUUGCACUGAUUGUCCAACCGGAUAUACUGGCCGAAGAUGUGAUGUUUGUGCCGAUGGUUUCUUUGGUAAUCCGGGCGAGGGGAAAUCAUGUGUGGAAUGUUCGUGUAGCGGAAACAUCGAUCCUAAUAGUAUCGGAAAUUGUGACUCAUUGACUGGUGAAUGCAAAAAGUGCAUUUAUGAUACAGUUGGCUUCAACUGUGAGGAGUGCAAGCCAGGCUACUGGGGUGAUGCACUUUUGGAGCCAAAAGGAGAUUGCAAAGCGUGCAACUGCUUUGCACCUGGUACUAAACGUUCCAACGUAGAUUACGUUCUGCUUGAAUGCCGACAAAGUGACGGUCAAUGUAACUGUCAACCGCACGUGAUCGGGUCACGCUGUGAUCAGUGCCAGCCUGGAUACUUCAAUUUAACAUCCGGAAGUGGCUGCCAAGAAUGUAAUUGUGACGUACUUGGUAGUGUCAACAGCACCUGUGACGUGUUAACCGGGCAAUGCUUGUGUAAAGCUGGGGUGAUGGGCCGCAGAUGUGAUCAAUGUGAACCACAACAUUACGGUUUUGGGUUAGAUGGUUGUCAACCGUGCGACUGCGAAGUUAUUGGAUCCGAAUCACCUCAAUGCGAUGUUAUCACUGGCCAGUGUUUAUGUCGUGAUCAUAUCGAAGGACGACGUUGCGAUCACUGUAUUGAAAAUCGUUAUAAUCUUCAAGCUGGUUGUUUACCGUGUGAUGAUUGCUAUACAUUGACACAAAGUCGAGUACAUGCAUUCAGGAAUGAUAUCAGUGUGCUGGAAGAAACUCUAAAAGAAAUUGUCGAGAAUCCUGCACCGGUUGACGACGUGGAAUUCGAUAAUUAUGUCAAAGCCGUCAGUGCUGAAGUAGAAGAUUUGGCUAAUGUUGUAAACAAAAAAUUGGCUGGUGGGGAUUCGCAGAUUAUCGAACAAGUAAAUAUGCUUAGGAGCGAUUUGAAGAAUGCAUUGAAAUUGCUAAGCUCGGUUGAUGAUAUUAUCAAUAAAGCAAAUAAAAAGGCCACUACGAUAGACGAAACAUUGAAGCAAUGGAAUCUAGUCAAGGAUCGAGCACGAAGUGAUUUAGAAAAUGCGUUGUAUUAUUUGGAAACUGAAGGAAAAACGCAAUGGGAAUUGGCGCAGGAAGCAUCUCGAAAAUAUGGUGAACAAAGCCAGCAAUUAUCGGAAAUAGCGCAAGAAGCAAGAAAAUUAGCUGAACAGCAAGAAAAUCGCAGUAUUGAAAUUGAAGCAUUAGCUGAGAAAAUUGCAAAUACCUCUAAGCAGGCACUUGUUGAAGCGAAAGAAGUGAUCUUUGGAGGUGAUGCUACUAGCAAAGAAAUUGCAAUUAUGAUGGAACGUUUAAAUGCAACCGAAAAACUGCUGAAUCAAACUCGUAAACUUGCUGAGGAACAAUUAACAGAAGCAGAUCGUGCAUACAAAGCAGCUGCAGAAAGUUUAACAGUUGUUGAGGGUUUGCGGUUACCGAAUAUUGAUCCACAACAAAUCGAAGAAGAAGCGAAACGAGUCGCAGAGGAUGCUAAAGCUACUGCUGAUAAUGCUAAGGAACAGGCAGCUGCUAAUAAAGAACUAAUAGAUGAAGCAGUACGAUUAAUUGCUGAAGCAAAAUAUGAAUUGCAAAGGGUUCAGGAUCAACAAAAAGUUUCGGAUGAACUGCUGGCUGACGUAGAUGCUGCAAAAGCUCGUGCUAUGGAGGCUGUUUCGCUUGCUGAAAAUACAUUAACGGAAGCACAACAUACGCUAGAAAUACUGAAUGAUUUUCAAGAACGAGUAGAUGCAACUAAAUCAGAAGCAAUCGAAGAACUGAGAAAUCUGAAAGAGAUUGAAAAAGAAAUUGCUUUAGCCGAGGAAACAACUCGAGAAGCUGAAAAUGCUAUCGGUAAUGCCAAAAAUGACGCACGGAUGGCUGAAAAAAUUGCUUUACAAGCUGAAAAAGAAGCUAAAAGCAUCAGCAAGGAGGCAUACGAAUUACGGAAUCAGACGCAAUAUGUUCGUAAAACUGCAGAACAAUUAAAAUCAGAUGCUAACCAAUUGGUCAGUGAUGUCAAGGAGACAAGUACAACGAUGGAGGAUUACAGACGACAGGCUAGUAGUGAUAAAGCUCGUGCUUCUGAGGCAGUUCAAAAAGCUCAACUUGCGGAGAAAGCUGCUGAAGAUGCGAAUAAAACUAUCAGUGAGGCGCAGGAUAGCCUAAGAAGUAUUAUUAACCAACUCAAUUCCUUAGAUGGUGUGAAUAUUGAAGAAUUGGAUGAACUGGAAAAACAAUUGGAUCAAGCUGAAGAAUUGUUAAACAGUGCUGAUUUAGAUAAACAGGUAUCAUUGCUCAAAGAACAAAAAAUUGAGCAGGAUCGCACAAUAACGCAGUUUAGAAAUGAAAUCGAUACUUUAAAAGACGAAGUGCAAAAUCUUGAAGAAAUACGUGAUUCAUUGCCGAACAAAUGUUUCAAUGUAAUUAAUUUGGAACAAGAGGGACACAAAUAG